CCUGCUCACUGCCCUGGCAGAACACCUUCAUCAGGCCACAGGAGGGCCAGCCCUGGGUCGUGGCGAGGCAGGCUCUGCCCCGGCCGUGGCGCUUGCAGAGGUUAGGCGACAUCCUGGGCGCCGCUGCCGCGCAGGUGGUUGAUCCGGCCAGCACGAGGUGUCCUGGACCUCUUCUCCAAACAGGACAGGACGCCCGCCACAGAGGAAAGAGCUAAGCAGGAAAUCAAGGCAGAGAAAAGGCGGAUCUCAACCCAGGGCCGCGGGGGAAGGCGCCCAGGGCCCAGCGCAGGGCGCGCGGAGGCGGCCGCUGUGCAGCACUGCGCCCUCCGCCCCUCCUCGGCGGACCGGCCCGGGGCGUCUGGGCUCUGCGCGUACUGCGGCCGCGGCCGCUCGGAGUCCCCAACCGAGCCACCGAGGACACGAUGCAGUGCCUGGGCGCCGAGUACCUGGUUUCUGAAGAGAGAGCUCCCAGGCAAAGAGAGUGGCGACCCCAGAUUUAUAGGAAAUGCACAGAUACAGUAUGGCUGUUCCUGUUCUUUUUCUUCUGGACCGGUUUGAUGUUCAUCAUGGGCUACUCGGCAGUGGCUGGAGCCACAGCAAGACUCCUGUUUGGCUAUGACAGCUUUGGCAAUGUGUGCGGCAAGAGGAACGCCCCAGUGGAAGGGGCCCCUCUUUCAGGUCAAGACAUGACCCUAAAAAAACAUGUGUUCUUUAUGAAUUCCUGCAAACCGGAUAUCAAAGAUAGGAAGCUUGGUUCCACUGCCCUCUGCGUGUCCAGCUGUCCUGAAGAGCAGCUCAACACCUUGGAAGAGGUUCAGCUCUUUGCAAACACCAGUGGGUCUUUCCUGUGCAUCUAUAACUUGAAUUCCUUCAACUACACCCGGAAUCCAAAUGCAAACUCACUGUGCCCCAGGCUACCAGUUCCUCCAAGCAAGUCUUUCCCGUUGUUUAACCGGUGCGUGCCUCAAACACCUGAGUGCUAUUCCCUGUUUGCAUCUGUUUUGAUAAAUGAUGUUGACACCCUCCAUCGAAUUCUAAGUGGAAUAAUGUCAGCAAGAGAUACAAUCCUUGGCCUGUGUAUCUUCGCAUUAGCCUUGUCCUUGACCAUGAUGUUCAUCUUCCGAUUCAUCACCACUCUUCUGGUUCACAUUUUCAUUUCAUUGGUUAUUCUUGGAUUGCUGUUUGUCUGCGGUAUCUUAUGGUGGCUGUAUUAUGACUAUACCAACGACCUCAGCAUAGAAUUGGACACAGAAAGGGAAAAUAUGAAGUGUGUGCUGGGGUUUGCUAUUGUGUCUACAGUCAUCACGGCAAUUCUGCUCGUCUUGAUUUUUGUCCUCAGAAAGAGAAUAAAAUUGACAGUGGAGCUUUUCCAAGUCACAAGUAAAGUCAUCAGAAGCUCUCCUUUCCUGCUGUUCCAGCCACUAUGGACAUUUGCCAUCCUCAUUUUCUUCUGGAUCCUUUGGGUGGCUGUGCUGCUGAGCCUGGGAACUGCCGGAACUGCCCAGGUCAUCACAGAUGGCCAAGUGGAAUAUCAGCCUCUUUCAGGCAUUCGAUAUAUGUGGUGGUACCAUUUAAUCGGCCUCAUCUGGACUAGCGAAUUCAUCCUUGCAUGCCAGCAAAUGACGAUAGCAGGGGCAGUGGUUACGUGCUAUUUCAACAGAAAUAAAAAUGACCCUCCUGACCAUCCAAUCCUUUCGUCUCUCUCCAUUCUUUUCUGGUACCAUCAGGGAACAGUGGUAAAAGGGUCUUUUUUAAUCAUGGUGAUGAGGAUUCCAAGAAUCAUUCUCAUGUGCAUUUAUGACACCCUGAAAACGAAGCAGCACGGCAAAUGGUCAAGGGGCACAUUCAGAUGCUGCUACUGCUGUUUCUUGUGUCUUGACAGAUACCUGCGCCAUGUCAACCAGAAUGCUUAUACUACCACUGCCAUUAACGGGACAGAUUUUUGUACAUCAGCAAAAGAUGCGCUCAAAAUUGCAUCCAAGAAUUCAAGUCAUUUUACACCCAUUAACUGCUUUGGAGACUUCAUGAUUUUUCUAGGAAAGGUGUUGGUGGUGUGUUUCACUGUUUUUGGAGGACUGAUGGCUUUUAACUACAACCGUGUGCUCCAGGUGUGGACAAUUCCCCUGUUAUUGGUCGCCUUUUUUGCCUACUUAGUCGCUCAUAGUUUUUUAUCUGUGUUUGAAACUGUGCUGGAUGCACUCUUCCUAUGUUUUGCUGUUGAUCUGGAAACAAAUGAUGGAUCCUCAGAAAAGCCCUACUUUAUGGACCAAGAUUUUUUGAGUUUUGUGAAAAGGAUCAACAGAGUUAACACUGCAAGGGCUCAGAGAGACAUGGACUCAUUAAGGACUGAAGAAGGAACAGAACUCGGGCCCAUUGUGAGAUAGCAGCCCAGGAGACCUUUGUACCUGGAGGAAGUGACCUUCAGAAUCACUGACAGAAUAAAAAGUUCAGACAGACCCUAUUCUUCCUCAUUGUUUUUGCUUUUGUUUGACCACAUUACAUUUUAAUACUGUAACCAUAAAAGUUAGUAGGGCAGAAAAACUAUUUUUAUAAUGCAUCAAUUUAAAAAGCACAAUAUGUAUGGGCUGGGGACAGUUCUUGCCUCGCAUUCACAAGGCUCUGGGUUCAAUCCCCAACACCAAAAAAAAAAAAAAAAAA
Ictidomys tridecemlineatus (thirteen-lined ground squirrel) is the source of this 2658-nucleotide messenger RNA. It is a transcript of the gene Slc44a3, whose product is annotated as solute carrier family 44 member 3. Gene Ontology annotation, biological process: transmembrane transport. Gene Ontology annotation, molecular function: transmembrane transporter activity. Gene Ontology annotation, cellular component: membrane. Lineage: Eukaryota; Metazoa; Chordata; Mammalia; Rodentia; Sciuridae. The record is from RefSeq and is a predicted model, not a curated record.